GAAAAAUACAAUACAUAUAUGUAUGUAGUACAGACAUACGCUAAUUAUGGACCGACGGGGGAAGGGGUGUUUGGAACACUCGCAAAGACAGUGGCAAAAUGCAGAAUUCUCGGCUGGUGGGCAAUCGCUUGCUGAUUAGCGUCAGCACAGAAAUUAAAAUGUGUAAUCUACGCUGACAACUCUUGCUACUUGUUUAUGCCCCAUUCCCCAAUUCCCAUCGCCCUAUCAUAAAUCGAGAUAAAUGCUAUGUGCAAUUGGGGGAAAAAGUACGGGUGUGUUUGAUAACGAAUGGAAUGAGGUGCCAUUUCAACUUUACAAACAAGUUUUGCAUAUUUUUGAGAAAGAAAAAACAGUCGCGAAAUCGACAGCUUUUUAAACGCCAACGGCUGGCCCGCGGUCAACUGGCAUUUGGCCAGAUGGGCAGCACUGUUGUGGAAAUGUCAAAUUCAAAACUUUGUACGCGGUCUUUUCAAAAAUUAUUCGAAUCAAUGGGAUUUUAAACAAGAACUACGAGAAAAAUGUUGUUUUCGAUUAAUGUAAUCUAUAUUACCAUAAUAAUACUAUAAUAUAAUACUAUACUCUUAUCAUCGGCUGCUUAAAGUAAAUACACAAAUCUUGAAUAUUACAUUUAAAAAUGUAAUAUUGAGCCCGCAUUUUUUUGGCAAAUGCAAAAACUAGGCCAAUGGCACUGCAUACUUGAUUUUGCCAAACAGUAGCGACUGGAACAUGGUAAAUUAUUCGUGUAUGUGCGUCAGUAAUCGGCAUCCUCUGUUCUUCCCGUGCCUUGUCGGCCGCACAAUCUUCAAUUAACCGAUACGAGAUGUUCGACAAAGGGCAACAAGCAACCGAUUCCGGGUAAUUUUUAGAGACUUUCCCGACGGAGUUGCUUACAAAAAGAUGCCAGUGGCAAGCGGAUCGUGAGCAAGUACGAACGCAUUAUGCAGAUGUAUCCGCAGCUCUCCUCCGGCGCAGGUGAGUCCUCGCAGUGGCGGGCGGCCGAGAAGGACAACCAGCGGCAUCCUUGCAGACGCGACUGCGCCGAAAAGCAGCCGAUGACCUGCUACUACUACAUGGUGGUCCACUACGACGACACGAUGGCGGAGACCUGCAAGCGCUACCUCCAGUCCAAAUUCCGCUUCAAGCUGAGCGGCAAGGAGUUCAUCGACGGGAUAUCGCUGGCGGCGAAGCUGGCGGCAAACGACGACUGCAAGUACGCCGAUGGACUGGAGAGCGAGGUGAUGGUGGUCAAUGGCCAGCUGCCGGGAAUGAACAUCGAGGUGUGCUACGGCGACACCGUGGUGGCGGACGUGAUCAACAGCAUGCACGAGACGACGACGAUCCACUGGCACGGGAUGCACCAGCGACUGACGCCCUUCAUGGACGGAGUGCCCCACGUCACCCAGUAUCCAAUCGAGGCGGGUCAGGCGUUCCGCUACCGUUUCGAGGUGGAUCACGGCGGCACCAACUGGUGGCACAGCCACACGGAGCACCAGCGGGCCUUCGGACUCGCUGGGCCACUGGUGGUGCGAAUGCCGCCCAAGCUGAAUCCCCACGCGCAUCUCUACGACUUCGACAUGUCGGAGCACGUGAUCAUGAUCCAGGACUGGGUGCACAACUUCGUGGAGAGCGUGGCCGAGAACAUCCUGAUCAACGGACGGGGCAGGAACCUGAAGAAGGGCGUCAAGGCAGCCAAGCCCACGCUCUACGCCCACUUUCCGGUGGUCAGGGGCGGACGCUAUCGCUUCCGGGUGAUCUUUAACGGCGUUUCGAACUGCCCGAUCAGCUUCAGCAUCGAUAAGCACGACCUGGUGGUGAUCGCCAGCGAUGGCAACGACAUCGAGCCGGUGGAGGUGCAGCGGAUCAUGUUCCACGGCGCGGAGCGCUUCGACUUCGUGCUGCACGCCAACCAGGAGGUGGGCAAUUACUGGAUCCGGGUGAAGGGCUACAGCUUCUGCGCUAGGAACCAGCUGCAUCAGGAGGCGGUGCUGCACUACAGGGACGCGGAUACCCGGGCGUUGGACACGCACACCCUGAGCUAUGCCUACGAUACGCCGGGCAAGACGCUCAACGAACUGGGCGACGAUGCGAGCGGUGCGCGCGCUGGGAAUAGCAUAUCGUUGGCCAAUCUCAAUGCCCAGCGACCGGAACCGGAAGUGGCACCAUCGGUGACCUUCUACACCAGCAUGAACGCGUUCGAGGUGCGGCAGGGCGAGGGUUUCCGCUUCCAGAUGGACGACAUCAGCUUCAGCAUGCCCAAGAUGUCGCUGCUGCAGACGCGCAACCUUGGCGUUGGCCAGUUCUUCUGCAAUCGCUCCCAGCAGGCGGAUCUCGGAUUCAAUUGCCGCCAGCGGCACUGUCAGUGCUCCAAUGUCAUACAGGUGCCGGCCAACAAGCAGGUGGAGUUCGUUAUCUCCAGCCUGUCGCAGACGCCGCAUCCCAUCCACCUGCACGGCUACACAUUCCGUGUGGUCGGGAUGGGAGUGCUAGGGGAGCAGAAGAUUGGUCAGAUCGAGCAGAUCGACAAGAAGACGCCGCUGCCGCGACGCGCUAAGGGUGCUCCGCUAAAGGACUCCGUCCAGGUGCCCGCCUUCGGCUACACGAUCCUGCGGUUCUACUCGAACAGUCCCGGCUACUGGAUGUUCCACUGCCACAUAUCGCCGCACUCGGAGAACGGAAUGGCCGCCGUGGUGCGGGUGGGCGAGGAUGUCGAGAUGAAGAUGUGCCCGGUGAGCAACUGCGGUCUGUGCAGCUCGGUGGCCUAGUGGGGUUCCUGGGCCCGGAAGUUACCUCUCCAAUCGCAGUAUAAGCAAUAAAAACGUUAACUUUUAGCUGGCA
Molecule: messenger RNA, 2835 nt
Organism: Drosophila sechellia
Lineage: Eukaryota; Metazoa; Arthropoda; Insecta; Diptera; Drosophilidae
Gene: Mco4
Product: Multicopper oxidase 4
Exons: 4
Coding region: 939-2762 (607 amino acids)
Biological process (GO): iron ion transport
Cellular component (GO): plasma membrane
Molecular function (GO): copper ion binding; oxidoreductase activity
Source: RefSeq, a predicted model, not a curated record